Varroa destructor (honeybee mite) is the source of this 9211-nucleotide messenger RNA. RefSeq lists its product as uncharacterized. Lineage: Eukaryota; Metazoa; Arthropoda; Arachnida; Mesostigmata; Varroidae. Gene Ontology annotation, cellular component: PTW/PP1 phosphatase complex; chromatin; nucleus. Gene Ontology annotation, molecular function: metal ion binding; protein phosphatase 1 binding. The record is from RefSeq and is a predicted model, not a curated record.
UGAUGGUCACUUAGCUGCAGUUGGUCGUGAUGAUGAUGAAUGAGAUACGACUUAAGCGGCGAGUCGUUACAUGCUUGUGUAAUAGUGUUGUCUGCAUGCAACGCCCCGCGUAUGGAUAGCGGUGGCUAACGGAAGUGCGUUUCAUCUUCUACUGCAUUUCAGGUUUGGCGUUUACGACCCAUCGCGGCUCAACACCUCGACUGCGGAAGGCUACAAUCCUGGCUGUUGAUCCUUAAUAAGAAAAUUGAUUGACAGCAGGAUUUAUACCGAAGAUAUUUUUUCGAGAAGUUAAACAUCAGCGAACUCUUCCCCCUCCUCCUCCGAGAGUUGUCGGAAAAAUUAAGCACAAAUUUAGGUACGGAUGAAUCUGUCUCGGUUAACCCCCGGUUCUCUUCUGUUUCUAUCCUCGUUUCGUCAAGUCGGAGUCUGUAUCGCAGCGUCGCGUGAUUCGUCCAUCAAACGAAUAGACGACGAGCCUGUCCCGCGACAAGCUCGCUCGUAUCAACGGAUGGCGAAAAUCCGGCGACAUGCCGCCCAGCCAGCCAGUGUGGCUUAGCUCUAUGCUGGGCCUAUUUUAAGCCUCUUCACAAUAAUUGCCCGUUCGUUCGAUCGUUGGUUGUUUGCUAGAAAAGUGAGGUUGUGGGGAAUACAAUCGUUGCCACGUCGGUCUGUUUCGCUGGUGAUAAAUAAUGAAAUCAGCUGACAUCUAGUAACGCCGUAUUAUCGUUAUACAGGUGUUACCAAUGGUACAUCGCCAUGUUUUUGUCAUCGACCCCCUAGUCCUCAGUUCAAACCAGCAAAGCGAGAACCCGCUAGCCAUUAGCAGCAGCAGCAGUAGCAGCAGCAGCAGCAGCAUCAUCGUUAAAAUUAUGUCUGCCGAUCUACUUGUGCUGCUGCCGCUGCUCAAGGCGGUAGUAGCAUCUACCGCAACUGCUGCAAGCAACCACAUCGGACAACCUGCCGAACCUUAGGAAAAGGCACAGGCAGUCAGAAAGCGAAGAUUCAUCGUCUUCAAUCUUUGCGCUGCUCAGGGAGCCGCAAUCACGGCCCACGCAAUACUCAAUGGAUAAUGUUCAUAUGGAUGGAUGUUUAUACAUGAGUGAAUUUUUGUCGCGCUUACCCCUAUCAACCUUCUGCCCUCCCCUUUAGCUUCGUUUGGAACAGUGUUUCUACUAUUGCCCUGUUAAUUUCAGUUGUUGUUGUUGUUGUUGAUGAUAUUGAACGCUGUGAUUGUCUUUUCGGAAACGUGUGUGCUGCCGUCGCCGAGAGGAUGACUGCAGUUUUCAAUACUGCUGUACUCAAUACUCGCUGCUGUUUGCUAUAAUAGGCCGGCCGUUCGUUGCUAUGGUGAGAUGAUGGCGACGUAAAAAACACGGCAAAGUCACUUCUUCCCAUACCGUAUGGUUGAUUAGUCGUUUACAACUGUGCCAUUGCUGAUCUUCAUGUUGUUGCUGUCGAUUAGCCACGGAUUAUCAGUAUUAAUACUAUUACUACUCGGUCAUUGUGUCACGUAUGUCAACAGAAACUGUAAUUCUCUCCCAUUCCCUCUUCUGUAAAUGCAAUUACAAAAAAAAUCGCUUCAAUGAUGGGGCACAAAUAGCGACAGUAAAGCUGCCGAAGACGACGUUGUGUUCAAAGGAAAACUUGUGGCACUAACUGCGUAAAAAUGUACGGUAACCUAUUGCUCAUAUAAUAUAUUGAAAUGCAGCUAUGGCAUCGAGUUUUAUCCGUAUUGAUUUAUGUACAGGUGGUUUUAUUAAGAAAAUUUUACAUAGAGAUGUACUCUCAAUUAAAAAAAGGGGAACAACAAACAAUUCGAAUUGCAUAGAAUUGCCAAGCUGCUUAGUAUGCGGAAUGAUAACAACAGGUGAAAUGCUGUUUCUGCUGCUGUGGCCCAUAUUGUUUCUUCAUAUAUAAUAGCCGCUAAUCGAGCCUAUACCUAAAUAGGUCGUCCCAAGUGGUUCAAUCGUUAAAUUGCACGCUACGAACUUUGAGCGUGAAAACACGGAUGUGACUGUCUCGGUGAGUGUGGUAAUACGUUCAUCUCAGCAGUGCAUUUUCAUCGAUUUAUUCUAGUUACAUCUAACAACUUAAACCUGCUCUUUUAAGUCGGCAUAUUGGAAAAAAAAUAGACAUCAACGAAUACAAAAAUGCCAGGUAUAUUUAACGCGUUGGUUACCUUUUUUUGCGUAGCAAAGAGCAACGUCAUUAAAAUUUUCGUGAGAUUCUUAUGUAUGGCAAGCAGCACAGACAGACCGCUACACCGUGUUGGGCUGUUUCGCCUGGCUCCCCUUCCAUCCUUUCUGCAGUUUUUUUUUUUAACUUUCGAUCAUUAUUAUCAAAGCUACGCGGCUGGCAACGCGCUAUUGGUGCACGUGCGACUACUCCCUGUCAGUUUAGCUGGCGGGGUGGAUGGAUGGCUGAGGCUUAGUCCUUUCAAUCGUGUGGCUGUCGUUGGUUCUCGUGUAGAACCGCGGUAUAUUCGUGGUGGUGGGGUAGGUUCUGGGUGAUAUCGCCGCCUGGCUGCGACCCUGGUAUGUUUGCUCGCUUGUUCGCCUGCUGGCUUGCCUGGGUGCCUGCCUGCCUGCCUAUCUGGCUGGGCGGCAUGCUGUAGCCAUAGUUUCAGAAGCAGCGCCAGCAAGAACAGCCAUAAGCCGAGAUGACAUGUAGCAAUUGGUGCGCAUGCGCGGCCACAAACACGCAACUCGGCCAUCGACAUUGUGCGCCUGUGUGUGUGAGUGUGUCUGUGUGUGUGUGUGUGCGUGCGUGCGCGCGUGUGUCUGCAGCACAGACGAAAGCUGCAUAGAACAGAAGCCAACGAAGUGAGGCCAGGCGGCGCUGUUUGGCCCUGUGCGCUUGUGGUAGAGCUGCUGCUACUGCCACCGACUACGGCUUUACAACGCGAGCACUACGCACGUUAUGGCUGACGCAGUGGCCGCGGCCGCCACCGCAGCUAUUGCCAAUCAUCUCCGAGGCAAAAGCCAUCUUGGCUGUUAGAUGGCCGUCUAUUCGAUUGUCGUUGUGUGGCUAUGAAGUAUUUGUUGGGCAGGGCUUUGUUGGACGUUUAGCCAAGGGCCAGUGCCUGUCGGGCUCCUCUAUAUAGGUUGGGUUUGCAGUGGCGUCGUUUAGCCAGGCGAACCGCCUUUACAUCCUCACAGUUGGUAGGUUCUUAUGGCUCGGGAUUGUUGCGCGCUAUAGAGAAAAUAGUUGGAACGAAACAAGAUCAUGACGAUCGCCAUCCUGUAGUGUUCAUGUUAAGCCUAGGCGAUAGUUUCUCACAGGAGGACAAAUAGUAAUAUGGCGUUACGUCAUUUAUGGACCGACCCCGAUUAAAAACGGGAUCUAAAGAAAGACAGUGGAACACAAAUUGAGAUGUCUUUGCUGAUGUGGAGAAAAUGAUAGUGGUUAAGCGUAGCUUUAGUGCAAUAGAACGGAAAAUUGUAAGUAAAGUUUAGAGCAGUGUAAACUGCGAACAUAAGCGGGACCGGACUUUUCUUACAUUAACCAGAGUUAAUCACUCUUGAUUACUUUUGUUUCUGUGUAUAUAUAUAUAUAUAUAUAUAUAUAUAUAUAUAUUUGUAUAUAUAUAUAUAUAUAUACAAAUAUAUCUAUUGAGAAGGUUCACCCUCCCCCUCUAUCCCUUCACAUAAUCCUGUACCCGUUGUUCUCUGGUGGAGAGCAACGAAUAUAUAAUCUAUCUUGUAGUAGAUCCCGGUGGCGCUGCUGUCAUGAAGCAACGAACAGACAAAGAGUAGUUUCUUUGUUGGGGAAUACUGUACCUGCUGUAUCGACCUGGGGUAUUUAUAAAGUCCUCGAGGGAGCUCCGCCAGCUCAUGUGACUUCGUUUUCGUCGCCAACAGGUUCCUGCACCUCACUGGAGUUCUGGAGCAGCUUGUUUAGUAUUAUUUUGGUAUUAAGUGUCAUUGGGAUGGUGAUGAUGCACACCGGCGAGUAUGAACAGAAUGCAUCAGCGCAAACGAUUGUCUCAGUUGCAUUGAAGAAUCUUCUGUUUAGUUGGGACGCUGGCUGACGUUUUGAUUGUCGGGAAAUUGAUUCGCUGGUAAGCAUGCGCACGUCUGUUAGAGGCUAUGCUGAUCGACUAAAAGUAGUUGUUUCUACAUAUUUCAAAGAAGUGCGAUAUGAUGACACACGGCCAGUACAUUCGCUUACCUUCUCGCGACGCUGAUCGCGCGUAUGCGUCAAGUAAGGUGUACUAUUCCCUUGCCCAAAAUGUUUGAUAAUGGGUGCUAAUGUUAAUCGCAGUUUAAACAACAACGAGAAUAACAACGAAAUAUGCCGACCUGCAACGAAUACUGGGGAAAAAUCGCAGGAAAAAGUCACACAAACAAAUCGGAGUUUAAAAGUUACAACGAAGAUGAGAUGAAUGUUGAAGGCGAAGAAGCGUCCAGGAUCUAAAACGUGUGCUCGACCUGCAAGGGGAAAACAGACAAAAACAGACACUACAGAUAAGAGGUUGAUAUUUGUCCUUUCCAACAAAGUCCGAAGUUGUUCUAGCAUAGACUUAACAAAGUCAGAGCACACAGAUCGGUGCGUUGCUGAACGUUUGUCCUGUCGUAUUCAUUGCUUGUUGAUAGUUCAGAAGUUCUAUCAUCAUUCAUGAAACUGAAGGCUGGCGACGGCGGCUGAAUCUUCGCUUAAUGCUGUUAAGCAAAUAACCGCUUCUUGCCAACUCGGUGACACAGCGAACAGUUCACAGCAUCCCGUUCUGAGCGUACAGCAAGAAUACUUGUAAUGCUAAGUUCGUAGGACUUUGUAUUGGAUUGAAUCCUCUUAUUUGCGCGUUUUUUCACCACGUCUGUCGUUAUUGGGAUACAACGAUAUCAAGAAGCGUUGCUCAAGAGGCAAAGGAAUAUGAGGCUAGUUGGCUCUUGAAAUUCUGAGCACGGCGUUAGAAGGAAGAAAGACGGAAAUAGAACGUCUUCGUUCUGUUCAUAGGAUACAUUCAACAGAAGCUUCAGUCUCAAUGCAAUGGCGCCUAUCGAUCCAGCACAAUUGCUGAAGGCUCUUUCGCCACUUCUUUCAACAGACGGUGGCAUCAAAGAUGCUACCGAAGUGCAAAGGCUAUCUAGUUUAAUGAAACGUUUCUCACGCAAAUUGGUAAGCCGCUGUAUCUAUUGUUGCGUGCUAAGGGCAACCGCUCCAGAGAUUCUUGAAAUAUAUUUGGAGCGUGAUGGUUGGGACACUCUAUUGCUCUGGAUCGGAGAGGCCAAAGAUAACCCCAGUUUUCUCAAGGAACUUGUUGCGCUCCUCGACAAACUUCCUAUGACUGUCGAAAGGCUAAAAGCAAAUAAUAUUGCCAAAAUUGUAAAGGGCUUGGGUAAACAUGAAGAUCCGCUGUUGGCUCAGCAGGCAGAAGCCCUCGUGGGCAAAUGGAUGAAGCUCAUCAAGUCGAGUCCCGAAGAAAAAGAAGCGAAAGAUAAUAAGGAGCGCGAAAAAGAGUUGAAAGAUAAAGACCGCGAAAAGCGGAAAGAACGUAAAGACCGUGAAAAAGAUCGAGGUGAUAAGGAAAAAAGCCGUCGGCACGAUGAUGAUAAAAAGAAGGAUGAUAAGGACCGUCAUAAGUCGUCGUCGUCAUCUUCUCAUAAAUCUUCAUCCAGAUCGGAUAAAGACAAGGACCGGGACCGCGACCGCAAAGAUCGUAGUUAUAAAGAACGUGAUAGGUCUAGGGGAGAAAAGGACAGUAGCAAAGACAAGGACAGAAGCAGCAAUCGACGGGACAAGGACGGGAAGGGUGAAAAACGUAAGGAAGCAGACGAUAGAGAAGAUAAGGAUCACAAGAAACUCAAGGCUACAACGGAAAACUCAGAUCCAUCCCUCAACCAGAAACCUUCCGUCGAAAUGGAAGAUCUAAGUGACGUGGUCCCACCUCGACCACCAACUCCGCCGGAAGUCCGAAAGCCAAAGACGGAACGACCAAAGACCGUCAAGGAGUUUGGGUCCAAGCUACGGUUAACAUCAUUUCUCGAGGACGAUAACGCUCCGUCUUUAAAAAAGAAGGUAACAAAACCUUUAACAGGAGGUCCUUCGUCUAUUAUUAGCAAGCCGUCAGUCCCUGCAGUAUCCCGAAUGCGUAACCUCUCUGGUCCAAGCGGGGUUCGCGCCUCGCUCAUGAGCGCUCACAUGAAUCAAACCGAGCAAAUGGUUGGCAACAUCAAACUGAUUGCUCCUAAGGCCUCACAUCUGAUUAUGGAAAACGAAGGCUUUAUGAACGCCCUAAAUGCAUCCAACCACGCCGAAAAGCCGGGCCAAAUUAAAAAGAAGAAAAAGAUUGGCAGCGAUAAAAAGGCAAUGGAUGGCGUCAGACGCGAGAACAGCAAGGACGAGAGUGGUGAAGAAGGUCCAGCAGGGGAUUGUGAAUUCAACAAGGAUAUUCAGCCUGUGGAGGUAUUGAAAGCUGAGCCUGACACUGAAGUAAAAGGGAGUGGUGAAGCCGACCCGAUGGAAGGUGUCAAAGAAGAAAGUGCAGCGACCUCCAUUAGUGCACCGCCAAAAUUAUCCUUCUACAAAGAUACACUGGAGGAAAGGACUGACGAUGAGAAGACACCUCUUAGAAGAAGCCUCAGAAAUAGACCGCGGAAGACAAUGACCAAGCAGGACAAUGAUGACGAUGAGACGAACGGAAAAGACAAACUGACUACUCAGGAUGUGAAGGUCGAGCGUACGGAAGAUGAGGCUUCUCAGGAGUCAACAUCCUCGAGUUCACAAGAGACGAGCAGUUCGGCACCUACAGAAAGUGCUGCAAAUGAGGUAAAAGUUGACGAAUCUGCUGAAACUGAGGAAGAAGGAAUACCAGUUAUCCUGCAAACUCUCCCAGAACCUUCCAGCAAUACCUCAGGAGUAAAGUCUAUUUUAACCAUUGUGACUAACAAGAAUAAGGUCAAGAAAAGUGUCCGAUGGAAAGAGGAAAGCGACCUAAAGACCUUCUACUAUUUUGAGAACGACCCUAAUGAGAGAAUAAACGUCAAUAAUGCUAAUCAUAUGGCUAUGCAGCAAGGACAGAUGGGUCAGAUGGGAAUGGAUAUUAAGAUGAUUGAGAUGCGUAUGGAAAGGGAGCGACUUCGUGCACCUAACGACCGCAUGGAAGAGCAGCAGGCGUGGAGGAUGCCCCCAUUGAUCGAUAUUCCACCGGAGAGGGCUCCUUCACUUCGGCCAGAAGACAUAGGACGCGGGUCAAAAAUGCGCCACAUAGAAGCCGCACGUCAGGCAAGCGUUCUCGAGGUCAUUUAUUUCAGUCGACAUAUGGUACCCGACUCUGCCGUCGAGCCGGAACCCGAAAACCGAAGGCCAAAUGAUUCUGUUGAUGUGAAAGUCAUUCCUCUGGAGGACAUUGAAGCUGUUCCACCGGAAGAAAAUGCGUGGCCAGAGCAACAGCAACAGCAGCAGCAGCAGCAGCAGCAGCAACAACAGAAUUCCAAUCCUGUACCGGGAGAGCUGCCUGCAGCGCUUACAAAUCUCUUUGCUAACAUAGGAAAUCCAACUGGAGAAGCACCACCUUUGUCGAUGCCGAAGAUGCCACCUGAAAUACCAAUAAUACCCCAGGGACCGCCGGAGCACUUCCCAAUGGGACCAGCGCCACCUAUGGGUGGACCUCCAAUGGGUGGACAUCCCGAUAUGCCCAUGCCAGGACACCUUGGACCACCUUUUAUGCCACCACCUAACGGAGGUCCCCACGGACCACUACCAAUGGUACCUAUCAUUCCUGAUCAGGAAUCUGGUGGCCACUGGGGUCCAAUGCAGUCAGGUCCAGGCCCUGUGCCAGGCCCGGAUAUGCUCCAUCACCAGGGCCCACCCGGGGGCCCUGGUCCGCAUCAGGGCCACGGGGGAGCUGGCACCGGAAGUGGAGGCAAUAAUGAACGCAGACAACGAAAUGCUCGGGGUGCCGGAAGAUCCCAAAUUCGGGGCCCUCCGCGCACGCUGUGCAAGUUCUUCAAACAAGGACAUUGUCGCUUCGGUGGAAGCUGUAGCUUUUUGCAUCCCGGUGUCAACGGGCCGGACAUUAGAUAAAGCUUAAUAUUAGGUUAAAAAUGGGGCUCUAAAUCAGCGUGACCAGCAAUGGUAUUCGACCGAUUUCAAAAAUGCUCUGCAGUGACCGCUGGUUGGUUUUCACGAGAUAGUCUGCAGGCGCGGUCGUCACAUUUACUGAGUCCUAUGGCAAACAGCUGGGGACCACGGCACUGUGAUAACGGCAAUGAUCUCAUUGGUACCUUAGGAAGAGACCAACUAACUACGGCAGUCAUAAUUUUCACAUGAGUAUGCGAAGCGUCUACAUGAACUAUGAUUAUUCGCGUUUAUAUAUAAGCAAUAUUUUUUUUUGUACAAUACGGCAGAUAGCUAUCGAUUCGACUUUCAUCUAUUAACGUCAACGUCGGCAAUAUCAUUAACUUAGAACCUCUAUGGUAAGCAACCAACGCCAUUACUUCGUAUAGAGGCCUUUCUACUUCUUGUGUCCAUCACUAUAAUGCCCAUUGACAAUCUUGUUAAUUUUCAUCAUUUAUUGACUAACGUAAUUCCGGAAUUACGAAAAUCGUGAAUAAUUAAUAUUCAAUCUGAUUACGGUAAAUAAUUGAGCACUCAAAUCGAACACAAAUUCAAUCUAUCGCGAAGACUACCAAGUGGUUUCAGUGUCGUUUGUACAUACAAAAGGAAGAGUAUAUGUGCUCAUACAAUAGCUGGCCUACGAGCUCGCUAUAUAGCAACCAAGCCAUCGAAAUCUGUGCUCCAUUCGGAAAAAGAGGUAGAUGCCGUGUUGCCAUUCGGUAUUGGGAUGGCCAGAUAAAAGCACAGACCGGACGACCAGGGAAUGGAUAGAAGUAUGGAGCGCAAAGUUGUGUAGAGAAAUAAGCGAAACGCUAAUCAUUGGCUCUCUGUGUCGCCUAAGGAGAAAUGAAAAUGGUUUAUUGAUUAGACAUUCGAUAUAAAAUUUUCUAAGGAAACUACAGGACAAGUUUCAAACAGAAUGGAUAUUUAUGGUUAUUUUUUGUGUAAAUCGUUAGGGGUCAUCUAGUCAAUGUUGGUGCUCAGAGAUGAUUAGCUUCUGUCUUACUCUGUGUGACAGAUAACGAUGCUUAGUGGUUCAACCCUGGUCGAAAGAAGAGCUUGGUUAUAGCUGAAAGAAGUGUACAGUUUUGCUAUUUUGUUAUUAAGGGAUUUAUUUAAAAUAAAACCUGUAAAUUUAUACGGAAAUACCUCU